UGACAAGGACUCCGUGGAUAUUCAUGACAACCCACCUCUUCCUGAUAACAUGGUGAAGGAAGAGGAUGACACGCUAUAUUUCAUCUAUGAUGAGGAGGUAGAAGAGAAAGAGAAAGAGGAACUUCCUCCUCCAGAACCAGUCAAACCAGUCAAUGACAGACCUCACAAGUUUAAGGACCACUACUGCAAGAAACCAAAAUUUUGUGAUGCCUGUGCUCGCAUGAUUGUUUUAAACAACAAGUUUGCACUGCGAUGUAAGAACUGCAAAACCAGCAUCCACCACCACUGCCGGUCACACGUGGAGUUCCAGAGGUGUUUUGGUAAAAUUCCUCCAGGCUUCAGAAGAGCCUACAGUUCUCCUCUGUACAGCAGUCAGCAGAAUGCCAUAGUCUCACAGCUGCUGCCCUUUUCGCAGUCAAACUGCACUGACCCUGUGUUUGAGACACUGCGAAUCGGAGUGAUCAUGGCCAACAAAGCGCGUAAGAAAGGAUCAGAGGACAAGAAGAACAUGAUGACGACUGAGGAAGAUGAGUCCCAGCCUAAGCAAGAGGAUGAAGAAGGUGGAAGAGCAAAGCCAGAAGGGGACAAAAGAGGAGACAAAGUUCCUGCAGAUGACAAGAGUAAAAUGCUUCAGCAGGGAAAGGUCGGUGUGUUCAGCCAGUCUCACUACUAUCUGGCUCUCUAUCGCUUCAAGGCCAUAGAAAAAGAUGAUCUGGACGUUCAUGCCGGCGACUGCAUCACAGUGAUAGAUGACUCUAAUGAAGAAUGGUGGAAGGGGAAGAUUGGAGAGAGAACAGGAUUCCUCCCUGCCAACUACAUCAUUCGUGUGCGAGCAGGAGAGAGGGUUUACAAGGUGACUCGCUCCUUUGUUGGCAACAGAGAGAUGGGCCAAAUCACUCUGAAGAAAGACCAGAUUGUGGUGAAGAAGGGUGAGGAGGUGAACGGCUACCUAAAGGUCAGCACGGGACGGAAGCUUGGCUCCUUCCCUGCUAACCUGCUGCAGGAGAUCUGAAGAGGAGCAACAAGAGUUUUGACAGAGUGCAG
Messenger RNA from Archocentrus centrarchus (flier cichlid), 1044 nucleotides. Its product is annotated as SH3 and cysteine-rich domain-containing protein 3. NCBI's taxonomy places the organism in Eukaryota, Metazoa, Chordata, Actinopteri, Cichliformes, Cichlidae. The record is from RefSeq and is a predicted model, not a curated record. The transcript has 11 exons. Gene Ontology annotation, biological process: positive regulation of voltage-gated calcium channel activity; positive regulation of protein localization to plasma membrane; skeletal muscle contraction. The coding region runs from base 50 to 1012 and encodes 320 amino acids. Gene Ontology annotation, molecular function: protein binding.